GUUCCCUUUGAGUCCCUUCUUCGGCAAGCAAGCCUUCUGCUUCAAGAAAAGCAACAAGAACUUUUCUCUCUCUCUCCUCUCUCUCUUUUUCUGAGUGCUGAGCAAGGGGGAGAAGAGGAAGAUGACGGACAGCUUCUUCGAAGAGGACCAGUUAGCGUCGAUGCCCAUCGAGGACAUCGUCAGAGCUUCCCGCCUUCUCGACAAUGAGAUCAGGAUCCUCAAGGAUGAGAUGCAAAGAACGAACCUCGAAUUGGACAAUCUUAGGGAUAAGAUCAAGGAGAACCAAGAGAAGAUCAAACUCAACAAACAACUGCCUUACUUGGUGGGAAACAUCGUCGAGAUCCUAGAAAUGAAUCCUGAAGACGAGGCUGAGGAGGAUGGUGCUAAUGUUGAUUUAGACUCACAAAGAAAAGGGAAAUGCGUCGUUUUGAAAACCUCUACACGUCAAACAAUCUUUCUUCCUGUGGUUGGACUUGUAGACCCUGAUAAACUAAAGCCUGGUGAUUUAGUUGGAGUUAAUAAAGAUAGCUACUUAAUAUUGGACACUUUGCCAUCUGAAUAUGAUUCUCGUGUUAAGGCCAUGGAGGUGGAUGAGAAACCGACAGAAGAUUACAAUGACAUAGGAGGACUAGAAAAGCAGAUCCAAGAACUUGUUGAGGCAAUUGUACUGCCUAUGACUCACAAGGAAAGGUUCCAGAAAUUAGGUGUUCGUCCACCCAAGGGUGUUCUUCUCUAUGGACCUCCAGGAACUGGAAAAACACUCAUGGCACGUGCUUGUGCAGCUCAGACAAAUGCUACAUUUCUGAAGCUAGCAGGUCCACAGCUUGUGCAGAUGUUUAUCGGUGAUGGAGCAAAGCUUGUACGUGAUGCAUUUCAGCUUGCAAAAGAGAAGUCUCCUUGUAUUAUAUUUAUAGAUGAAAUUGACGCCAUUGGAACAAAAAGAUUUGACAGUGAGGUCAGUGGGGAUAGAGAAGUGCAGCGUACAAUGUUAGAGUUACUAAAUCAAUUAGAUGGUUUUAGCAGUGAUGAUCGUAUAAAGGUCAUAGCAGCUACUAACAGAGCAGACAUCCUUGAUCCUGCUCUCAUGCGGUCAGGCCGUCUAGAUCGCAAGAUUGAGUUUCCACACCCAUCUGAGGAAGCAAGAGCUCGAAUCUUGCAGAUCCACUCAAGGAAGAUGAACGUUCACCCGGACGUUAAUUUUGAAGAGCUAGCACGUUCAACCGAUGAUUUUAAUGGGGCUCAAUUGAAAGCUGUUUGUGUGGAGGCUGGCAUGUUGGCUCUACGCCGUGAUGCAACUGAGGUUAACCACGAAGAUUUCAAUGAAGGAAUUAUCCAAGUUCAAGCAAAGAAGAAAUCAAGCUUAAAUUACUAUGCCUAGUUCGAGCUUUUGUAUAAUACUUGGAGUUUCAUUGUAGGGUUGCACGCUUUGUCUACGAUUUAAUACAGGCUUUGUUGGUCUGUCUACCAUAAGAAUGUCAAGGUAUUUAUUUUA
Molecule: messenger RNA, 1492 nt
Organism: Nymphaea colorata (pocket water lily)
Lineage: Eukaryota; Viridiplantae; Streptophyta; Magnoliopsida; Nymphaeales; Nymphaeaceae
Product: 26S proteasome regulatory subunit 6A homolog
Exons: 10
Coding region: 122-1378 (418 amino acids)
Biological process (GO): proteasome-mediated ubiquitin-dependent protein catabolic process
Cellular component (GO): proteasome regulatory particle, base subcomplex
Molecular function (GO): proteasome-activating activity; ATP hydrolysis activity; ATP binding
Source: RefSeq, a predicted model, not a curated record